This is a messenger RNA of Mizuhopecten yessoensis (Yesso scallop), 1793 nucleotides long. Its product is annotated as cytochrome P450 2D10-like. NCBI's taxonomy places the organism in Eukaryota, Metazoa, Mollusca, Bivalvia, Pectinida, Pectinidae. Gene Ontology annotation, cellular component: intracellular membrane-bounded organelle; cytoplasm. The record is from RefSeq and is a predicted model, not a curated record. The coding region runs from base 84 to 1580 and encodes 498 amino acids. The transcript has 4 exons. Gene Ontology annotation, molecular function: iron ion binding; oxidoreductase activity, acting on paired donors, with incorporation or reduction of molecular oxygen, reduced flavin or flavoprotein as one donor, and incorporation of one atom of oxygen; heme binding. Gene Ontology annotation, biological process: xenobiotic metabolic process.
UUGCAUACCAACCCUUUAUUAUCUGACAGCUAUAUAAACGGCAGCUAUCAUCUUUUCUCACCAUUCUCUUCCACGUCAUCACAAUGCUGUCAGUCACGUUCCUGGUCACUGGCGGAAUCUGCGUCGUUUUGGCCUGUAUGGUCAUUUCUCUUAUCCUGCGAUCCCGGCGCGAUGUCCACCUACCGCCUGGCCCUACCCCGCUGCCUAUACUUGGGAACUCCUUGGUCCUCGUACCUACGGACAAGCUAGCAGUGUACAAACGGCUUCGGGCUGAGUUUGGAGACAUCGUCUGCCUGACAUUUGGAACAACGAAAUGUGUCAUCUUCAGCGGGUAUGACCUUAUCCGUGAAGUUUUUGUCAAGAAAGGUGAUGCGACAACGAACAGACCUCCUCAGAGCUUCUUCAUCAAGUCGAUACAGAAGGGAUAUGGUGUUGGUGGGAGUUCUGGUAAUUUGUGGAAGGAACAUCGGACAUUUAUAUUAAAUUUCCUGAGGAAAUCAUUUCGCAGAGAGAGACUCGAAGGCUUAAUAGAGCACGAAGUCACUCAUUAUAUCAAGCGCAUCCACGAUGCAAACGAAAAGCCAAUGGAACUUCGCAGGAUUAUUGGAACAAGUCUUACAAACGUUACAUUGACAUUAGGUAUGAGCAAGCGUUUUGAGCACGAUGAUGCUAGACUGAUUCAACUUUUAAAAGCUAUAGAUGAUAUCAUGCUAUACUCUGGGUUUUCGGAAGCCCUUUGCUUUUUUCCUGCGCUCAAAUACCUUCCCGGUGACAUGUUCCAUGCUCAAUCAAUGCUAGAUGAUAAAGAGGAUAUUUUCAAAUGGCUGAAAGAAUUGAUCGACGAAAGACCUGGAGGCGUUCCGGAACACGAAGACGACAUCGAAGAUUUUAUCGACGCCUUCAUGCUUGAAGCCAAAUCACAGGAGGGGGACACAACAUACACGGAGCACCAGCUACUCCAUGUCCUGUUUGAAUUCUUCGUGGCCGGCGUUGAGACUUCCGGCGCAACCAUCAGAUGGGCUGUCAUGUUCAUGCUUCACAACAAAGACGUACAGGAUAAAUUGGCGGAUGAAAUCAUAUCAAAUCUGGGUUACGAACGAACACCGACAAUGGCGGACCAUCCGCACCUCAACUACUGUCAGGCAUUCAUUUCGGAGGUUCAGCGAUGCGGAAAUGUAGCUCCCCUUUCCGGGCCACAUUCGGCCAGCAAGGACUUCUACGUGAAUGACUAUCUCAUUCCAAAGGGGGCUACUCUGCUCAUGAACCUCACUUCCGCUUUAAAGGAUCCGAAGUACUUUGACGACCCGGAAGCAUUUAGACCGGAACGAUUUCUUGACAGCGAAGGAACAUAUGUUGUUCAAAACAGCUUAAUUCCGUUUUCAAUUGGACGCCGCAUUUGCCUGGGCAAGGACUUAGCUAAGAUUGAACUGUUCCUCUUCAUAACCAGCAUGGUACAGAACUUUGAGUUUUUGCCGGAGGAUCCGAACACUUUACCAGAGAUCCUGGGCUGUGACGGUAUAUCUCACGGACCUGUUACCUUCAAAUUCAUUGCAAAGAGGAGGAGACCAGUUAAAAUGUAAACUAUAUUUCCGUAAAUGUCCCUCGGGCAGGGACGUUACAGUCUAACGUUAGUGGCCCUCGGGUAGGGACUUUACAGCCUAUAUUUAAUAUCCCUCGGGUAGGGACGUUUCAGUAUACCCACUUGUAUUUUUCCCCGUUUUUGGAGAUAUUGAGAUACUAAUCUAACCAAUAUUUGUUCAUGUUUCUUGCCUUAGUCAACUAGUUUGUGCAUA